UUACAGCACUAGUGCAUCCACCGCGCAAUUACUAUCAGGUGUUCGGUUCGUUAGUUCAGUUUGGUCUAAUAUUUUGCCAUAUAUCGUAAUAAAUUGUAUAGAUAGUUACCAUGCGGCAAAACGCGAUAAUUAGUUGUCUAUUGCUGUUAUUCCACAAUGUGUGCUGCAACUAUGAUGACUGGGUUGAGCCAAACGCUUGGGCGACAGACCAACUCAAUCACCAUUGGACGGAGUCCUGCCAAUGCCCGCCUCAAUUGCCUGCAGAAAAAGCAGUCAUAGAGGAUCAACUGACUUUAAUGUAUUUCAAAAAGUUUGUUAAUAUCUUAUUCAAUCCUAAUCAAAUGAAGUAUAGCGAAAAAUCGACGCUAUUUAAGCGAUCGCUAUUGUUUACAUUGCGGCAAUCGCAGAUUGAUGAGCUUAAAGCGGUGCAAGAUGUGCGUGAUCUGGAUAUUCUGCUCACCACAAUACUGGAAGAAGCUACAGAUGUGCCUUUAUGCUCGGAUUAUGAUGACUAUUACCAUACACAUAAACUAAUGGGAUCGAUUGCGCUUAUUACGGACAUAUUCAAGGAUUUUGUUCAGUUGCUCAGAAUACGAGAGGUGAGAUUCGUGGCGAUAGUGCUUCUGGCAAUUGUUGCCGGAUGUUUUGUGAAAAAACGAUAUGGAUAUUCCACUCUAGGCAUUAUUGCAAGCGGUGUUUUUCUGUUUGGCUACUUCUAUACUUAUUUAGAGUGCAAUAGGAAACUAGAAGUUGAGCAAAUGAUCGACGAAAUUGAUAGCAAUCAGAAGUCCAUGAAUAAUUCUGAAAAAAACUGGUUUUCAAGAAUAUUUAGCUAUUUUCAGUCUCCAGAAUGGAAUCAGAAGCAGAAGCUCAUAAAAGCAAACGAAUUGAAUAUGCCUUACUGUCGACCCGAUCACGUAUUUAUUAUGUAUAUAAACGAUUUAUUCCUCAAACAAGUCGAUAUGAUAAUAGAAAAGACAUCACAAAGCAUUAUAACUUUGCAUGGUAAAUUACCGUUUCCCUUGAACUUCAUGGCUCCAUUCUUCGUAAUCGCCACUCUUGGCUUAUUGCUAUAUCUAGCUUGCAAGUAUCUGUUGAGUCCUCGGGCAUGGAUGUCACUGAAAAAUAGAAGAUCCUCUGCACCUGCCGCAAACACGCAACCAUCAGUAGAAGAUCGUUUGUCUGGUGAAAACCUUAAGUUGUUCUUAAACGUUAUGACCCGAACGCAAAUAGAAUCACAACUACCAGAGUCGGGUGUACAAGAGCUAGUGGAACCACAAUCACUAUCAUGGCCAUCAAACAAAUUACAGUCUGAAAGCAAUCGAAAUUCCGAUCCAGUUUCAAACGGAAAUCCCAAUCACAGUAAUUCAUCAGUAGAUAUUGCUAAGGAAGCUGGAUUUACGGUUGUGGAUGAUAAUGAGAAUGAUGAACAUAUUGAAAGUAGUUAGCGUUUGUCUAAAAAUGUUAUGUCUUUUAAUGUGAUGUAUAUGAUUAUUUAUAUUAAUUUGUUACCAAUUCUCUAUUUUUUAAUUUUUUUUUAGGUAUAAUUUUGUAAAUUGUAAGCAGCUUUCUGUAUGUAAAUAAGUAUUAUACCUCCUUUUUGUAAUAAAACAUGUAUUAUAACUUUUUAGCUGCCACCGGUAAAGAUUUGUGGAGCUUGUUGAUAUAAUAAAUGUGGAUUUUAAGAUUUUCAAAAGUA
Molecule: messenger RNA, 1699 nt
Organism: Drosophila grimshawi
Lineage: Eukaryota; Metazoa; Arthropoda; Insecta; Diptera; Drosophilidae
Exons: 6
Coding region: 111-1448 (445 amino acids)
Source: RefSeq, a predicted model, not a curated record